Messenger RNA from Drosophila subpulchrella, 2236 nucleotides. RefSeq names its product protein mothers against dpp (gene Mad). Lineage: Eukaryota; Metazoa; Arthropoda; Insecta; Diptera; Drosophilidae. Gene Ontology annotation, cellular component: heteromeric SMAD protein complex. Bases 336 to 1901 code for a protein of 521 amino acids. The transcript has 4 exons. The record is from RefSeq and is a predicted model, not a curated record. Gene Ontology annotation, biological process: anatomical structure morphogenesis; transforming growth factor beta receptor signaling pathway; regulation of transcription by RNA polymerase II. Gene Ontology annotation, molecular function: RNA polymerase II cis-regulatory region sequence-specific DNA binding; DNA-binding transcription factor activity, RNA polymerase II-specific; I-SMAD binding.
CGCUUUUCUCGUUCUCUGGGGAUUUUGCGUAAUUUGCGGCGAAAAUAAAAUAAAUAUUAUGGCAAACAGCAUCGAUAAAUUAAGUUAUUAUUAUUGAAUUGUGGAUGAUUUUGGCAAAUGAAGAGAUAACAAUUGAAUUGAUAAUCGAAACGGAAAUGUAACUGCAGAAAAGAGUCGAUCCGAUCGUCGUGGAGGGUCGCAUUUGCAUACGAGAAUAACAUUUUGAUGCUGAUUUUGAUUUGUGCAUUUGCAUCGGUGUCGUCGCGCCAGUGCGUGUGUUAGUGUGUGCGUGCAAUAAAAAUAAAUAAAAUAAUAUCUGCAAUCUCAACAUCAUCAUGUACUAUCCGCCCGCUGAUAGUUAUACCGGUUAUCGGGUGACUCCACCCCAAAUCAACGGCAGCAGCAGCAACAACAACAGCCACCACAUCACCAACAACAACAAUAACAACAUCUGCAGCACUAGCAGCAGCAGCAUCAGCAAUAACAACAACAACCACAGCCACAGUUUGACCACAGCAAUAAACAGCAGCAGAAUGGACACCGACGAUGUGGAAUCAAACACCAGCAGUGCCAUGUCCACACUGGGCUCACUAUUCUCCUUCACAUCGCCGGCGGUUAAGAAGCUGCUGGGCUGGAAGCAGGGCGACGAGGAGGAGAAAUGGGCGGAGAAGGCCGUCGACAGUCUGGUGAAGAAGCUAAAGAAGCGCAAGGGCGCCAUAGAGGAGCUGGAGCGGGCCCUCUCCUGUCCCGGCCAGCCCUCGAAGUGUGUCACCAUUCCACGGUCACUGGACGGACGAUUACAGGUCUCCCAUCGCAAGGGUCUGCCGCAUGUGAUCUACUGCCGCGUGUGGCGCUGGCCCGAUCUGCAGUCGCACCACGAACUGAAGCCCCUCGAGCUGUGCCAGUAUCCCUUUAGCGCCAAGCAGAAGGAGGUCUGCAUCAAUCCGUACCACUAUAAGCGCGUGGAGAGUCCAGUGCUCCCGCCAGUUCUCGUUCCUCGCCACUCGGAGUACGCACCCGGGCACUCCAUGCUGCAGUUCAACCACGUGGCCGAGCCCAGUAUGCCGCACAAUGUGAGCUACUCGAACAGUGGAUUCAACUCGCACAGCCUGAGCACCAGCAACACAUCGGUGGGCAGUCCCAGUUCCGUCAACUCCAAUCCCAAUUCGCCGUAUGACAGUUUGGCGGGAACACCGCCGCCCGCCUACAGUCCCUCGGAGGACGGCAAUUCCAACAAUCCCAAUGACGGUGGCCAACUGCUGGAUGCCCCCAUGGGUGAUGUGGCCCAGGUCAGCUAUGCGGAGCCCGCCUUCUGGGCCUCGAUUGCCUACUAUGAGCUGAACUGCCGGGUGGGCGAGGUGUUCCACUGCAACAAUAACUCGGUGAUAGUCGAUGGCUUCACGAAUCCGUCCAACAACUCGGACCGCUGCUGCCUUGGCCAGCUAAGCAAUGUGAACAGGAACAGCACCAUCGAGAACACACGCCGUCAUAUAGGCAAGGGCGUUCAUCUGUACUAUGUGACCGGCGAGGUGUACGCCGAGUGCCUGUCCGACUCCGCCAUUUUUGUGCAGUCGCGCAACUGCAACUACCACCACGGAUUCCACCCGAGCACCGUUUGCAAAAUACCGCCGGGCUGCUCGCUUAAGAUCUUUAACAAUCAAGAAUUUGCUCAGCUGCUGUCGCAGUCGGUGAACAAUGGAUUCGAGGCCGUCUAUGAGCUCACGAAGAUGUGCACGAUCCGGAUGUCGUUCGUGAAGGGCUGGGGGGCGGAGUACCAUCGCCAGGAUGUGACAUCGACGCCCUGUUGGAUCGAAAUCCAUCUGCACGGGCCGCUCCAGUGGCUUGACAAGGUGCUCACGCAAAUGGGCUCGCCACAUAAUGCAAUUAGUUCGGUAUCCUAAGCGUAAGAUGAGGGGAUCCCUGAAGGGAAACGAAGAGAAAAACAAUACAAAACCAGUAGCUAAAUGAGUACGUGCGAGUGAAAGCUAAGUGUGAAAAAGACGUAGAGAACACAGGACAACGGAGAGAGUAUAGAGGUUUGUGCCCGAUGAGGGUGAUCAGAUAACAGAACAGAUCAGUGUCUAUACAGCUCAUCUGCAAAUUUAAAUAGAUGUACGCAAGCUACUCCAACACCCGCCCUUUGCCCAUAUUUUAUAGUUUAUCGUAUGAUUUUCUAUGCGAAUGUCAUUCCUAACGCUACAUCCAAGUAAUAAAAACAACGGCGAGCAAAAAAACC